GGACACAUAUACAACAGCCGUAUAGUAUAAAUGUAGUCCUAAAAAUAUACAUACAACGAUGUCUAUUGAGGUGAUCAGACCAUCGUUAACACCAACAAAACCCUCCGAGUUGAGACUGUCCGAUGAAGUCCUUCACUGUCCUUGUCCUCAGGCUUCCUUGUCACACGUGUGGUAAACAGUACACAGGGGUGCAGCUGUAACUAGACAAACAACAAAUUCUCCAAGUUAUCACAAUUCCAACUUAACUCCGGAGUCCACAGGCCGACGUGAACCCACCGAUCGCAACUUCAAUCGACGCUUCAUGCCCUGAAACGCAAUCCAUAAACCCAGUGAGCCCGUCGAUGCGGAAGGGGACAAAAGAUCUCGUCACUCGAGGGGAAAGCAAAAGCACAUGAGCUCCGCAGCCAGCCUAUGUGCGCCUGUUGGAGGCACACUCUUGCGGCCAAUCCAGACGCGAGGAACAGGCGGUGCUAGAAUGCCUCCGUGGUGCCUCCAAAACGACCGAAAUGUGGAGGGAGUGCAGUCUGAUGCACCACGUCGGCAUCGAUGCUGUGCUUCCUCCUGGCGUCUGCCCUGGCUCUCUACCAUCCAGAGGCACUCGCCAAGAUGCGCUUUACUCCACAUAUCCGCGGACGUGGAUGUAUUCCUCGCCCAACGCCCUCACUUUUGCGGAUGUUUUCGAUGCAUCGCCACAUGCCAUCUACUUGCGCCCCCCCAUCUCCAUCCUGCCCUGUCGCGCGCUGCAGCUUGCAACUGGCCGCUCCCUCCGCAUGAUCAUCUGCGGCAACCCUACCAGGGCUUCCUCAGAUUCUCCCACUGGCACUUGCAUAUAAACUCAGGCGCUCCGCCUCCAGUUGUCAGAAGCGCAACAUUCAUCAACCUUCCAGCAGGUGGAGAACUAAUCAGAUCGACAACCAUUCAUACUUCGCAGUUCAGUGGCCUGCCUCUGCUGUAUCUCGCAUUAUCUUCAGUCUUCGCGCGAUUUCGGAAGCCGAUUGAUUACAUCUCGUAUUUGCCAGUAGAACAGGACAAUGGCCGCCACGAUGUCUCAGAUGUCUGCUGCUGCUCCCAUGGCCGGCGGUCUCAUGGCCCUGACUCCAUCCUCCACGAAGCUGUCCAGCGCUGCUUCCCGUGUGGUGGCCCGACCCAGACUGGGCGCGUCGCUGGCGGGGCGAGUUCGAUGCGAGGCGGGCAAGGGCCUGCGGGAGACCAUCGAUGAGAGCACGAAGAAGGAAAUCACGGAGGGCGAGAUCCUGAAGAACAUGGAGACCAACGAGUCCGAGCAGCGUUCCUACUUCGGCGCCAAGCCCACUCCCGGGUUCGACCAGGCAGUGGGGUUCACCCCCCGCCCGGAGAUCGAGAGGCGGCCCGAGACCAGCGACAAGUCCUUCUUCAGCGUGUUCGCGUUCGACGGGGCCGCCCCGGAGACCAUCAACUGCCGACUGGCGAUGUUGGGCAUGGUGUGGGCGUUCUUCGCGGAGAAGGCGACGGGGCUGACAGUAGCACAGCAGCUAUUCAACCCCACCACAAGCGGGCUUGUGUAUUUCGUGGGCGCGGUGCAGUUAUUCACGUACGCAUCGCUGGUGCCGAUCAUGAACGGCGAGUCGACGGAUGCUCGCAGCUUCGGGCCGUUCACGGCGCGAGCUGAGCGAUGGAACGGGCGUCUAGCAAUGCUAGGAUUCCUGUCGCUAGUGGUCACGGAGCUGAUCCGCGGAGCUCCCGUGUUCCACUAAAUGGAUGCACAUAUGUCGGUAGGCGUGGAGAGAACAAAGGCAGUGAAUUGCAUCGCCGUGGGGUGGCUGCGUGUGUAUGAUACGGUGCCGAAGUUGUGGAAUUGAGUGUACAGUUUGGAGCUAGGAUGAGAGAGAGAGAGCUCAGGGAUAGGUAUGUGGGAGGCGAGGAGGAUCGGUUUUGAAGGACCAUGGAAGGAUGUACAGUGUAUUGUUGAGAUGACGACGAGUGUGAGUAAUUGGAGAUGAUGAUUUUGAGAAA
Physcomitrium patens is the source of this 1992-nucleotide messenger RNA. Its product is annotated as early light-induced protein, chloroplastic. The record is from RefSeq and is a predicted model, not a curated record. NCBI's taxonomy places the organism in Eukaryota, Viridiplantae, Streptophyta, Bryopsida, Funariales, Funariaceae.